AUGGACAGUUGUGUUGGCGUGGUGGCCCUGGGUGAGCAUCGAUCGAGCUCACGUCAAUAUGUAAUUAGCUGGACUGUGAGGCAUGUAUGGGACCGAGGCAGGUUAGACAGCACGGCGGCUCCGCUGCUGCGGCGGCGGGCCCGGGCGGCCGGCGGCGCCGUCGAGAGCGCGCUCACACCUACGCACACACAGCGCGCCCUCGACGCCCGCCGCCGCUCUACCACGAUUACUUAUAGGCAGGAGGAUUAUCGGAGGAUCGAAGGGCUUCGUGCGGAAGUCGCGGACGGGGAUCGAGUUUCAGAUGGUGACAAAGGGAACGGAACCACUACAGUGGAGUGUUCCUGUGUGUACCGGGGUCACUGCUCGAUGCUAGAAGUGUAA
Molecule: messenger RNA, 381 nt
Organism: Spodoptera exigua (beet armyworm)
Lineage: Eukaryota; Metazoa; Arthropoda; Insecta; Lepidoptera; Noctuidae
Source: the annotation of a GenBank genome assembly